Pezoporus occidentalis (night parrot) is the source of this 513-nucleotide messenger RNA. RefSeq names its product sphingosine-1-phosphate receptor 2 (gene S1PR2). Gene Ontology annotation, molecular function: sphingosine-1-phosphate receptor activity. Gene Ontology annotation, cellular component: cytoplasm; plasma membrane. Lineage: Eukaryota; Metazoa; Chordata; Aves; Psittaciformes; Psittacidae. The record is from RefSeq and is a predicted model, not a curated record. The annotation marks the transcript as partial. The transcript has a single exon. Gene Ontology annotation, biological process: sphingosine-1-phosphate receptor signaling pathway; regulation of metabolic process; adenylate cyclase-activating G protein-coupled receptor signaling pathway.
AGCGACCUGCGCGACUGCUCCUCCGUGCUGCCCCUCUACUCCAAACGCUACCUCCUCUUCGUCAUCACCAUCUUCACCCUCAUCCUCGCCGCCAUCGCCGGCCUCUACGGCCGCAUCUACUGCGUGGCGCGUUCCAGCCACGCCGACAUCGCCGCCGCGCAGACCUUGGCCCUGCUCAAGACCGUCACCAUCGUCUUGGGCGCCUUCGUCGUCUGCUGGCUCCCGGCCUUCGUCAUCCUCUUGGUGGACGCCGCCUGCGCGGCGCAGCGUUGCCGCGUGCUCUACAAAGCCCAUUACUUCUUCGCCUUCGCCACGCUCAACUCCGCCGCCAACCCCGUCAUCUACACGCUGCGCAGCAAGGACAUGCGCCGCGAGCUCCUGCGCCUGCUGUGCUGCGGCGAUCGGCGACGACGACGACGCUGCGCCCGCUCCUCCGCAUCCCUGGACCGCUGCAGCCCCGACCACCCCUGCCCCACGGCGCCCAUCACCCGUGACUGCACCACCUCGGUCUAA